AUGCAGAUCGAUCGCUCGGCGUCUGUGUGCCCCCCGCGCCGCGCGAUGUUUGGGUUGGAUGGGAUGGCUCGCGGACGCGGCAAGCUGCAUCACCGCGGUGGCGGUAGCGUCCACGCCGACGCGUCCAACUUCGCCAGCGGCGUCACCAAGGAGCAGGCCUACGAGCAGGUCCUCCUCCAAGCAGAGGGCCUCCUGUACGAGCAGAGAAACUGGGUCUGCAACCUCUCCAACACGGCCUCCCUCCUCUGGCACGCCUACCACUCCCUCCCGGCCCCCUCGACCUCCGUCAACUGGGCCGGCUUCUACGUCCUCGACCCCUCCGCCCCGCCCUCCAAGCCCUCCCUCAUCCUCGGCCCCUUCCAGGGCAAGGUCGCCUGCCAGACCAUCCCCUUCGGCCGCGGCGUCUGCGGCGCCGCGGCCUCCACCCGCCAGACCCAGCUCGUCCCCGACGUCCACGCCUUCCCGGGCCACAUCGCCUGCGACGGCGACAGCCGGAGCGAGAUCGUCGUCCCCGUCGUCGCCGCGGACGGCAGGCUCGUCGCCAUCAUCGACGUGGACUGCGCCGAGGUCGACGGCUUCGACGAGGUCGACCGCGCGUGGUUGGAGAAGCUCGCCGCGCUGUUGGCGAGGAGCAGUGAUUGGUGA
This is a messenger RNA of Colletotrichum karsti, 645 nucleotides long. RefSeq names its product gaf domain nucleotide-binding protein. Lineage: Eukaryota; Fungi; Ascomycota; Sordariomycetes; Glomerellales; Glomerellaceae. The record is from RefSeq and is a predicted model, not a curated record. Bases 1 to 645 code for a protein of 214 amino acids. Gene Ontology annotation, cellular component: cytosol. The transcript has 4 exons. Gene Ontology annotation, molecular function: protein binding; L-methionine (R)-S-oxide reductase activity.